CUGAUGUGGUGGAUGUGAUCCAGCUGAUGUCGUCAUCGCAUUCCUUCGAACAUUCGCGUUUGUUUUCAUUCUGAUUUCGAGCGUUCGUGAGGCUGGAUGCUGUUAAUAGCGAAGAACGGGACUAGAACACGGAAAGACGGGAAGAAGAGGCCCUGUGCCCUGCUUUAAUCGAUAUCCACCACCGCUUCUCCAUCACUGAAGCAUGGACAGAUUAGAGGAACUUGUGAACCAGUGGAUUUGGCGGCAGGAUUUCUGGCUUCCUCCUGGCGUUACAUGGAAAGACAUCGCUGAAGGGACGGCGGAUGGAAGUCGUUUUCCCGUACCCCGCGACCUGCUCAUCUCUCUGCCCUUGGCCCUGAGUUUCAUCGCACUGCGGUUUGUUUUUGAAAGGGUUGUGGCGCUGCCGCUCAGCCGGUGUCUGGGCGUCCGGGACAGGGUUCGUCUGCGGGUCACACCCGUCCCGAAGCUGGAGGUGUUUUACCUGCAGAAGAAGCAGCAGCCGUCUCAGAACGAUCUGCUGGUUCUGGAGAAGCUCUGUGGACUCUCUCAGCGUCAGAUCCAGAGCUGGCUGCGUCACCGUCGAAACCAGGACCGUCCCAGCAGCACCAGGAAGUUCUGUGAGGCCUCGUGGAGGUUUGUGUUUUAUCUGGUGGCCUUCUCAGCUGCUCUCGUCUCACUCGUUCAGACUCCGUGGUUUUGGGAUCAUAGGGAAUGCUGGCGUGGAUACCCAAGACAGGCCGUAACAGAAGCUCAGUUCUGGUAUUACAUCAUGGAGUUAGCCUUCUAUCUCUCGCUUCUGCUCUGCGUAUCGGUGGACAUAAAGCGCAAAGACUUCAAAGAACAAAUCAUUCACCACAUCGCCACCAUUUUCCUCAUUGCUUUCUCGUACUGUGCGAACUAUGUGCGCGUGGGAACCCUGGUGAUGCUCGUCCACGACUCUGCUGACUUCCUGUUGGAGUCUGCCAAGAUGUUCAAUUAUGCUGGAUGGAGAAAGACCUGCGAUGCCUUGUUUGUCGUUUUCGCCGCUGUAUUCCUGGUAACUCGCCUCGUGGUUUUUCCAUACAGAAUCGUCUACACAGCGGUGGUGGAUUCGUUGGACGUCUUUCCUCCGUACCCUGGUUAUUAUUUCUUAAAUGGCCUGUUGCUGGUUUUGCAAGCUCUGCACGUCUUCUGGGCUUGGUUGAUUCUUCGAAUGGUUCAUAAAUUUAUCUUUUUAGGCAAAGUGGAACGCGAUGAACGGAGCGAUGAAGAGAGUGAAGCUGAUGAAGAAGAAGAAGAAGAAGAAGGUGGAGAAGAAGAACACACCUGGGAGCAAAAAAAGGGUGCUUUUAACACAAAAUUGGCAUCGUUAGCCAAUAACUGUGUUCUGAACAAUUUAACAAAUCAGAGGCGAAAAAUGAAUAGUAAAACUCCAAAAGCCAGAUAGUAAUGCUACUUUAUGUAUUUAAACGUGUUAAAUCAUCUUCAACUUUCUUGGCUUACCUUGUUUGUCAAAGUCCUACUGUAAUUUCAGACCGCUGGUGUUUUGGUUGCGUGAAAACAUAACGCGUAGUCAGUAUAUUGCGUAAAACAAAAAAUACUACUUGUUUGCAUUAUUACAUUACCAUUGGAGUAUCUUAAAUAGGUUAAACUUUAAUUUGUUUAAAGUUAGUCUAAUUAAUUAUAGUGCAUUGGUUGAGUAGUAGCACUAUAACUUAAAUUUUUUUUAACGUAAAUACAAACGUGUUUUUUUUUUUAUAAACAGACAUUUUAAGUAUUAAUUGUUGAAGUGUUGUUAAAGUUAAUUUACUAAUUUGCUGCAACAUUUAGAUGCAUUAUUUUUAAAUACUCUGUAGAAGAAAAAAAAAGAAUAGAUAGUUGUGUGUGAAAAUUAUGAAUUUUCUUCAGUGGCUAUUUGUAUCAAAAUGGGCAUUGGUUGACCUUUAGGAGAAACUUACUGCGCCAUCAGGUAGUGAUAUGUCCACUUGUUUUUGUGAUUCUUCUAAUGUAAGAUUUUGUUGCAAGGAGCUUUUGGAGCUUGUUGUGUUUUAUAAGAUGGCGCAUUGAAAUCAUUCAGAUGAUUUCUCACUGGAGCAUGUGCCUCGAAAUCUUUAAAGUCAAAGGGGGUAGUUAAAUUUGAGGGCAACUAUGUAAGCCCCUUGAUUUCUUAAAUACUGACUCUGCUCCAAGGGCUAAAGGCAAAGUUUUUUUCGUUGUUCUAGAUGAAGCUGGAAAGUUUAUUUGCACAGUAGCCAUAACUGAUCUUUCAUUCAAAAGCUGUGCGUCUGUCUUACACUGUUUAACUUAUAAAAGACCUGUGAUUGUUUUUGUAUGAAUUUCCCUCUUUUUAUUGGGAUUUACCAUGUUCUGAGUUUGUUAAUGCAACAUUUUGUAGUUGUUAUAUAUCUUGUAACAAUGACAGAAGAGGAAUAUAUUCUUGUAAUCUUCA
Messenger RNA from Carassius auratus (goldfish), 2428 nucleotides. Its product is annotated as ceramide synthase 2-like. Gene Ontology annotation, cellular component: membrane. Gene Ontology annotation, molecular function: sphingosine N-acyltransferase activity; DNA binding. The record is from RefSeq and is a predicted model, not a curated record. NCBI's taxonomy places the organism in Eukaryota, Metazoa, Chordata, Actinopteri, Cypriniformes, Cyprinidae. Gene Ontology annotation, biological process: ceramide biosynthetic process. The transcript is spliced from 11 exons. The coding region runs from base 203 to 1426 and encodes 407 amino acids.